This is a messenger RNA of Panicum hallii, 925 nucleotides long. RefSeq lists its product as uncharacterized. The transcript has a single exon. NCBI's taxonomy places the organism in Eukaryota, Viridiplantae, Streptophyta, Magnoliopsida, Poales, Poaceae. The record is from RefSeq and is a predicted model, not a curated record. The coding region runs from base 125 to 754 and encodes 209 amino acids.
AGAGCGCCGAGCCCCCUCAGCCAAUUUAAGCCGCCCGCUCUGUUCCUCCCACGCGCUUCCUCCUGCGGCCUCCCAUCCAUCUUGGGCGGGCGCCGCGCGGGGUUGGGGCCCAGCAGAGCUCGCCAUGGCGGCCGUCAAGUCCACCAGGCCCCACCACCACCGCCGCGCCGAUGCGUCGUCCCCGGCGACCUCCCUGGCCGUGGCGGCGGCGAGGGCCCAGGACGCCCCGCGCCACCGCCCGCGGGCGCCGGUGCAGGUCCGGGAGCGGCAGGACGGCGGGCAGCAGCAGCAGCAGCAGCUGCGGCGGUCCGCGGCAUUCCCGCCGCGCCGCCAGGUGCGGCGCCCGCCCAAGCGCUGCGACAGCGACCUCAACAUCCGGGAGCACCGCAGCUGCAGCGAGGUGGCGGGCGGCACCGCGGCGGGGUGCGCCGCCGUGUGCUGCUGCUUCCCCUGCGUCAUGGUGGAGGUCGUGGUGCUCGCCACGGUGCGCGCGCCCGCGGCGCUGUGCCGCAGGGCCGCCCGCGUGCGCAAGGGCCGGCGGCGCUCGGCCUCCGCGGGGCAGGCGACGGAGAUCUACGAGCUCCUCGUGGACGACGGCGGCAUUGUCGAGGUGGACGCCAGCGCCGCCGAGGCGGUGGCGCUGCCCGUGAAGCCCGCGCUGGAGGAGACGGGGGAGCUGGAGAAGGAGGUGUGGGCGAGGUUCUACGGCACCGGCUUCUGGAGGAGCCCGUCGAGCCUCGAAGAGGACAGUUGAUCGGAGCAGCAGGCCCACGAGCGACCCAGCUCCGGCGACGCGUAGGCGCGCGCUCCUGCUCGCGCGUGCUUGGUCGGGUUUCCUCCGUUUUCCGCGGGAAGAAGAGAAGACCGAGGAAAAAGUAGAGGAAAUUUGAAUCGUCUGUUGGACGCUACCGUUCUUCGUUUUUCC